This is a messenger RNA of Scomber japonicus (chub mackerel), 2711 nucleotides long. RefSeq lists its product as uncharacterized. The record is from RefSeq and is a predicted model, not a curated record. NCBI's taxonomy places the organism in Eukaryota, Metazoa, Chordata, Actinopteri, Scombriformes, Scombridae. Bases 185 to 1174 code for a protein of 329 amino acids. The transcript is spliced from 7 exons.
UCCGAUCCAUCCAAUGUAGCAUCAACCCUUUCACAGACAACGUAUUUUCCCCCCUUAGAAUGGCACAGAAACAUCCUUGGACUGAUUUUGAACUUUGAUCAUAUUUCUAAUUGCUUGUGCACUAAUUUAAGUUGGCUAAUCGAUAGCCAAGAGCUUAAAACAUAAGAAGCAAACAGCCUAAAGCAUGCAAAACUACGCAGAAGCUAUAAGGGACUUUGUAGAGACGCACUCCACCGGCCUCACAGUUGCCUUUCUUGCAGGGGCAGGCGUGCUGGUCUUGCGUAGAUGGCUUGCUGGGGGAGAGUGUCGGAGCAAGGUCAGGCUGGAUGGGAAAACAGUCCUGAUUACUGGAGCCAACACAGGCAUUGGGAAGGAGACGGCCCUGGAUAUGGCCCAUCGAGGGGCCAGAGUGAUCCUAGCCUGCAGGGACAUGACUAGAGCCCGCUUGGCAGCUGAUGAGAUCCGGCAGAAGAGUGGGAAUGGCAACGUGGUGGUAAAGAAACUGGACCUUGCCUCGCUGCAGUCUGUCAGGGAUCUGGCCAAAGAUGUCCAGGAGAAUGAGAAACGCUUGGACAUCCUUAUCAACAAUGCAGGUAUCAUGAUGUGUCCCAAGUGGAAGACUGAUGAUGGGUUUGAAAUGCAGUUUGGUGUCAACCACCUAGGACAUUUUCUCCUCACCAACUGUCUUCUUGACCUGCUGAAGAAGUCAGCUCCAAGUCGCAUUGUCAUCGUCUCAAGCUUGGCACACGAGAAAGGUCACAUACAGUUUGACGACAUCAACCUCGAUAAAGACUAUAAUCGUGAGAAGAGCUACCGCCAAAGCAAGCUGGCGAACGUGCUCUUCUGCCGAGAACUGGCUGAAAGACUGCAAGGCACUGGUGUAACAGUGUACAGCCUACACCCUGGAGUUAUCCGCACCGAGUUAGGCCGCCACUUUUUCCCUACUUUAGCCCUGUGGAAGAGAAUGAUACUCAUGCCCUUCAUGAUGCUGAUCAAAAGUCCCUGGGAAGGAGCUCAGACCACCAUCUACUGCGCUGUGGAUGAGAGCCUUGCAAAUGUCAGCGGCCUCUACUACAGUGACUGCGCCCCCAAAACGGCCGCACCGCAGGCCCAGGAUGAUGAUGCAGCCAAGAAGCUGUGGGACCUCAGUGCCUCCAUGGUUGGUCUGGCCUAAACUCAAUAGUCUGCCCUGCUUUUGUGAGACAUUAGUAUUUCAGGAGUCAGUAGCCCUGUUUGCAGUGGUGAAUAAAGCAUGGCAAAUUGUUACAUUAUAUAAUAUAUGCACAAGAGCAUUUUAAUUUUGCACUAUUUAAUCUCACACUAGAGUCAAUUGAUUGAUUAUUGAAACAAGGAGUAUUGAUCUCUUUAUAUCAUGUAUAUUCUGCAUAUUUUAUAAUUGUCACAUAAUCUUAUACUGCUGUAUGCUUUGCAAAAUGAGCUAAUACUUGGAUGUCUCUUUUAUCUGGGCUGAGUUUUAGCUUUUUGAUAAGAAAUGUAUUUUGAUUCAGAAUAUUAAAAUACUUGUGGCCCAGACAGCCUUUUAUUUAAGUUUCUCAUGAUUGCAGCAUGUUCUCAGCCCAGGGUGGCUUGGCGUAUAAUAAUAAUGUAGAUGAGUUUAUAUUGGAGUCAGUUGAGAACCUGGGGCGUCCAGUACUGAUGCUCAAGGGUACUUUGUGCAUGGGAAUAAGACGCCAAGUGGCGUGAGAAAGCGUCAGUAUUUUGACACCCUGGCAAUGAUAACAGGCUAGUGAUUUAUAUGACAGACUCCAUGAGACUUUUCAAACUGCAGGUUUUAUUCAUGGUGUCUAACAGCAGUUUUCAACAUAAGAUGAUUAUACAGUUUGUCAGACAAUCCUGCAUCAUUGCAGUCACUGCAGUCAUAAAAUCUAUAUACAUGUAAAUACCUCGAGGGAAGAUGAAAGGUUCGUGUACAGGUUGAAAAAGGAUAAAGUUUGUUAACACAAAGGUUGGGAGGGAAAUGACCUUAAGUGCUGGCAGUGAUGAUUGUUGUUCCUUAGAAGAGAGAGGAUCCUCCACCAGGUGUAGAGAGGGAGUGGGUGCCUUGGGGCAGAAAGCAGUUAGGAAGCACCCAGUAGAUCUAGAGGCCUCAGUGGAGUACACAGUGCCUUCUUCUGUGAGUUUUUCUUUACUUAGUGGAUGCUGAUUGUUGUAUCAAGAGGAUGUAAUUGUGGUGUGUUUGGUGUGUUUCUUAUGUUCUAUCAGAUGAAAGUCAAAUGUGUUACCUUAUUAGCAAUAUGCUCACCUUGACAACACAUUUCUAACUGCAUUUAUUUUCAGUAUCAUUUCUGAAAGUUGUAAAAUAAUCUAUAUAUCAAUUAUGAAAAGAAUAAAUUAUAUUUUUUGUGAGAUUGAUGGCUAUGAAUUAAUGAAAUAUUCACAACAACUUGACUGCUUGCAGAUACAUACAAAGAAGCAGUGUGUGAAUCUAGGCUUUUUUAUGAGCACAUUUUAAGUUGCUGCUGUGUUGAAAAAGGUGAACGUAACCCCAUUUUGCAUAUGAGUGUAUGUGCAGCCAAAGAUAGGUUGCGAGCUCCUCAUUGGAAGCUUAGUUAUUGAAUAUAGUUUUCCCAGAACUCUGUAUAUUAAAGUCUGCUAAAAAAAACAACAACUGGAUAAAAAGGAAAUUAAAUAGUUCAGGCAUUUGAAACAAUAUAGCAUACUUCAGCAUGUUAUACACUACAUGCCACUUU